AUGGUCAAAAAGGGACAGUCGAAAGGAGGGAAGCCCGGCGGUGGCGGAGGCUCCAAAAAGCCAACCCCAGCUACCAAGGAAGCAGAUGACAGCUUCAUCGUCUUUUCGAAUUCCGACAAAGAACCCAAGCCAAGGAGGCCCGCGAAUGAAGCUGCUGGUUCUUCAGGGCUGACCGGACCUGCCUUAGCCGGAGAAGCCCCAAAGCGACCGGAUGUCAAGAAGCUGAUCGGAGGCGCAUCGUGGACUGGGAAACUGCCUGUCAAUAUGUUAUCUGAACAUUGUCAGAAACAAAGAUGGGAGAAACCGGAGUACACAAUGUCUAAACCGCCAGAGGGAUUUUCCUCGAUGGUUAUUCUCAAGGCUAAAAACCCGAAAACCCAGGAAAUGAUUCAACUCCCGCCGUUCAAGCUACCCCCGAGCCAUAAACAUCUUGCUACGAAACCUACUGCUCUCGAGGCACGGCAUUUUGCUGCUACAUAUGCCCUUUUCAGAGUAUGUAGCAUGCGAAAUAUACAUAUGAUGUUGCCUCCAGAUUAUAGAGAUCUGUGGAAGGGGGAAUUUGAGGUAUUGAAGAAAGAAGAUGUCAAAGACGGGCGUGGAUGGAUGUAUGAGGCAGACCCGUUUGGUGCCCUGCGAGAGAGGGAGGAAGCCAAGGCCAUCAUGGAGAAAAAACGUAACGAGCGGGAAAAAGCUAAAGAGAAGGCUCUUAAUACUCCAGGCGGCCCUGGCGGAGUUGGCUUGGCCCUUCGCAAUGGCACAUCAGGCGGGACAAGUGCAGGAGCCCACAGCAUCAAUCGAGGGUGGGCUCGAGUCCCAAAAAUUGAGAUGGGCAAACGAACUCGGACGAGCCUCGAAGCCUUGAUACGGAAACACGCAAUCUGGAACCCUCAUGAUGUAAAAUUGUCGGGCUUCCAGAAGCAUUCAAUCAUCAAUGAAUUUAAGAAUCUCGAGUUUCGACAAAGUCACGUUGAGGAAGCUGUGGAAGAAUGCAAAGAUCGCGAGGAGUCCCUGGAAUGGCUUCUCAUCCACGUUCCCGAGGAUGAUCUACCACGAUGGGCGUUGCCCGAAGGCUACACCGCUGGUAUUAGCAUGGCUAGUAGCGACCUUAAGAAAGAGGGCGCCAUUAAACGCCUAGCCGAGGCUGGAUAUUCUAUAGACUUAUGUAGGGAAAUUUUCGAUUCUACCAGCGAUGAAAACCGCGCUGCCGAAGCGCUUCAAGAUAUUCUCUUGGCAAGUGGAAAAGAUUCAGAUAUUGCUCAAGCUGAGCAGGAGUCGUGGGCUUCUGAAGAUGCAAAGGAAAGCUCCGAAAGCAUAUGGGAGGAGGAGUUAACAAGCCUCCAUUCCGUUUUCGGCGAGCAAUAUAGUCGUCCAUCCAAAGACGUCUGUAGGAUUGUAAUCAAGCCAUCAAAUCGAGGAUGUAACAAGGAAGUACAGCCAAUUUUACAAUUCAGGCGAUCACAGGAGUAUCCCCAAAAAGUUGCUAUCAUAUCUGUUCACGCAGCGCUACCUGCUUAUAUACGUCUGAGCAUCAUGAAGCAAGCUUUAAACCAUGCCAUAGACAACUUGCUUGGGGAACAAAUGAUAUUUUUCCUUGUGGAUUGGGUGGAGCAAAAUCUAUACAGCAUCGUUGAGAGACCAGGGAAACUGCGAGAAAUUUCAGCAGCGGCUUCCACGAUGAGCGAGAUGAAACCAAUUCCACACAAGAGGCACAGGCCCCCUAGACAUCCAAGGUCCAUCGCUUGGACGCUUAAUCCCAAGAGUAAAGACGACUGGACGAGGCGUCAAAGUGAUCCCAAGUUGCAAUCCAGGUUGCAGCAACGGAGGGGUUUGCCUGCGUGGGAAAUGAGAGAGGUCAUUAUUGAUACUGUUGAUUCUAACCAAGUCACUAUUAUAUCUGGGGAAACAGGUUCGGGCAAAUCUACUCAGUCGGCCCAAUUCAUCCUUGAUGACUUAUACCAAAGGGCAUUGGGCGACAAUGUGAAAAUCAUUUGCACCCAGCCUAGAAGGAUCUCAGCCCUCGGCUUAGCGGAUCGUGUUAGUGAAGAGCGCUGUUCUCCAGUUGGUAGCGAGGUUGGCUACAUAAUCCGCGGAGAGUCAAAAACCACACCGAACACGAAAAUUACAUUUGUCACAACUGGUGUGCUCCUUAGAAGGCUUCAAACAUCUGGGGGGAGCAGUGACGAUGUCGUUGCUAGUUUGGCUGAUAUCAGCCAUGUGAUCAUUGAUGAAGUCCAUGAGCGAAGUCUAGACACUGAUUUCCUGCUUGUCUUGCUGAGAGACGUAUUGAGGAAGAGAAAAGAUUUGAAGCUCAUCCUUAUGAGUGCUACGUUAGAUGCGGGUGUUUUCGAAGAAUAUUUCCGGAGUAAUGGUAAAGUUGGGAGAGUUGAGAUCAGUGGGAGAACGUUUCCGGUCGAGGAUUACUAUCUGGAUGAUGUGAUUCAAAUGACCAACUUCAACGCUGGUCGGGUUGGCAGAAGAGAUGACGAUGAUGCCGAAACAUCGGGUAUGGACCCAGACGUUGCCGCUGCAAUCCAAAGUAUCGGUAUGAGGAUCAACUACGAUCUAAUAACGCAAACGGUGAAAGAGAUUGAUGCGGAAUUAAGUCAUCUCAAACAGCUCGGCGGGAUCUUGAUCUUCAUGCCAGGAGUAGUCGAAAUCAAUCGAGCACUCGACCAUCUCCGCUCAAUACCAAAUCUUCAUGCUCUGCCCUUGCAUGCUUCCUUGCAGUCCUCGGAACAAAGGAGAGUAUUCCCUCAUGCUCCGACAGGAAAGCGCAAAGUCAUUAUUGCUACCAAUGUAGCCGAGACUUCAAUUACAAUUGAUGAUAUCGUUGCGGUUAUCGAUACCGGGCGGGUGAAAGAAACGAGCUAUGAUCCGCAAAACAAUAUGCGCAAACUCGAAGAGGUAUGGGCAUCUCGCGCAGCCUGCAAGCAGAGACGUGGCCGAGCGGGCAGAGUGCAAGCAGGGAAGUGCUACAAACUAUAUACCCGGAACGCUGAGCUCACCAAGAUGAUGGAGAGGCCAGAGCCGGAAAUAAGACGAGUGCCAUUGGAGCAGCUCUGCCUCUCGGUUCGAGCUAUGGGGAUCAAAGAGGUAGGCAUGUUCUUGGCAAGUGCUCUGACGCCCCCUGAAAGCGUUGCUGUUGAAGGAGCGAUGGAAUUAUUAGGGAGAAUGGGCGCUCUGGAUGGUGAUGAUCUCACUGCUCUUGGUCGCCAUCUGUCCAUGAUCCCAGCAGAUCUCCGCUGCGGUAAGCUCAUGGUUUAUGGAGCAAUAUUUGGCUGUCUUGAAGCCUGUGUCGUUAUUGCAGCUAUUCUCACCGUCAAAUCGCCGUUUGUCUCACCACAAGAUAAGAGGGAAGAAGCGAAAGCCGCCAGAGCAAAGUUUGCGAAAAAUCAGGGUGACUUGAUUGGUGAUCUCAAGGCCUUUGAGCAGUGGGAUGAGAUGAUGUCCAGUAGAAGUUUCCGACAAGGAGAAGUACGGAAUUGGUGUUCCGAGAACUACCUCUCUUACCAGACUUUAAGCGACAUAUCCUCAAACCGCACUCAGUACCUAACAUCACUUCGAGAGCUCUCUUUCAUUCCCCCAUCCUCAUUCAUUCCACCGUCCCUCAAUAGGAAUAAUGAUAAUACAAUUCUUCUUCGCUCGGUCUGCGCCGGCGCUUUCAAUCCACAGAUCGCACGCAUAGAUUUUCCGGACAAAAAAUUUGCGCAAUCCUCUUCUGGGGCGGUCGAGUUAGAUCCAGAGGCAAGAACGAUUAAAUACUUUAACCAAGAGAACGGAAGAGUAUUUGUUCAUCCAAGCUCCACUGUAUUUGAUGCACAGACAUUUCCAGGAAACAGUGUCUACAUGAGCUAUUUCAAUAAGAUGGCUACCAGCAAGGUGUUCAUACGGGAUCUUACGCCAUUCAACGCCUAUACCGCUCUCCUAUUCUCUGGUCCCAUUUCACUGGAUACCCUCGGCCGUGGCCUUAUUGUCGACGGCUGGCUGCGGUUGCGAGGCUGGGCUCGAAUUGGUGUCUUAGCAAGCCGAAUUAGAGGCAUGCUUGACGAUGUUCUUGCACGGAAAAUUGACGAGCCUGGGUUAGAUCUAUCGGGGAAUGAAGUUGUGGAUGCCGUAAUGCGGCUCGUGGAAUUAGAUGGACUGGAUCAAUGA
Venustampulla echinocandica is the source of this 4152-nucleotide messenger RNA. RefSeq lists its product as uncharacterized. Gene Ontology annotation, cellular component: intracellular anatomical structure. The record is from RefSeq and is a predicted model, not a curated record. The transcript has 5 exons. Gene Ontology annotation, molecular function: ATP binding; protein binding; RNA binding. NCBI's taxonomy places the organism in Eukaryota, Fungi, Ascomycota, Leotiomycetes, Helotiales, Pleuroascaceae. Bases 1 to 4152 code for a protein of 1383 amino acids.